Messenger RNA from Pseudoliparis swirei, 4390 nucleotides. It is a transcript of the gene gripap1, whose product is annotated as GRIP1 associated protein 1. The transcript has 29 exons. The record is from RefSeq and is a predicted model, not a curated record. Gene Ontology annotation, cellular component: extrinsic component of postsynaptic early endosome membrane; glutamatergic synapse; postsynaptic recycling endosome. Lineage: Eukaryota; Metazoa; Chordata; Actinopteri; Perciformes; Liparidae. Gene Ontology annotation, biological process: regulation of recycling endosome localization within postsynapse; neurotransmitter receptor transport, endosome to postsynaptic membrane; regulation of neurotransmitter receptor transport, endosome to postsynaptic membrane. Bases 62 to 2737 code for a protein of 891 amino acids.
UCCUCCUCUGUGCUCCUCCUCCUCCUGCUAGCUUGCAGCUAGCCGCUCAGGUGAAGAGGCCAUGGCUCAGGCUCUGUCCGAGGAGGAGUUCCAUCGGAUGCAGGCUCAGCUGUUGGAGCUUCGGACUCAGAACUACCAGCUGUCUGAUGAUCUCAGGAAGAACUCGUCUGAACUUAACGCCGUCCGGCAGAGAAAUGUUGUUUUGGAAAGAGACUUUGUCAAAGCGCAGAAGGCUUUGAAUAAGAGCAAGAAAGCUCAGGAGGUGGAGGCGCUGCUGAGUGAGAACGAGAUGCUUCAAGGGAAGCUGCACAGCCAGGAGGAGGACUUCCGUCUGCAGAACAGCACGCUGAUGACGGAGCUCUCCAAGCUGUGCACGCAGAUCGAGCAGCUGGAGCAGGAGAACCAGGGUCUCAAGGAGGGAGGGGCGGAGGCCCCCUCAAGCCCCUCCCCCUCUCCCGACGACGGAGAGCUGCUCCGCCUCCAGGCUGAAAACUCCGCCCUCCAGAAGAAGAUGAAAGCGCUCCAGGACGAGAUCAUCAAGAGCGUCGCCACGGAGACGGACAGGUCGGCCGGCGGCAACGGAGUCUCUGAGGUCAUGGAGAAAGGGGAGGAGCCAGGAGCAGAGGGAACCAAGCUGGAACAGACGGAGGCCCAGCUGCAGCUCACGGAGAAACAGACGCACGGCCGGUCAGAGAAGAGCGUAGAGGAGAUAGUAGCGAAGCAGGCAGCGAUAGGCUGGUCGGCUGCUCUGUGUCCAAUAACUCACUGCUUUGGACCAGAGCUGGAGAUGAGACGCACCACGGAGCAGGAGGAGAAGAGGCUGCUGAGGGAGCAGCUCCACGGGCUGGAGGCCUCCAGACUAGCAGAGACCACCAAACUGCAGGAGGAGGUGACAAAGCUGUCUGACAAGCUAAAGAAGAAACAGGAGAGUUUUCAGCGACUGCAGGGAGAGAAAGAGGCUCUGUACAACGACAGCAGGACAAAGAUUGACGAGAUCAACCAAAGAAAAGAGGAGGAUUUAAAGGCCACGAACAUCCGCAUUCAGAAACUACAGUCCGACAUGAUGGCAGCCAAUCAGGCGACAGCCGAGCUGAGAGAGCAGAUGCAGAGCAAAGAGAGAGAGCACGAGCUGGCUGUGCUUACCUUGAAGGAUCAGGUAGCCAAUCAGAGUGCAGUCAGUCAGGAACAGGUGGACAACAUCCUGCAGGAGAACGAUGCUCUGAGGACUAACCUAGCUGCUCUAGAACAGAUCCAGACGGUGAAGACCCAGGAGGGGAACCUCCUCCGCGAGCAGCAGGAGGCGCUGACGCUCGAGCUGCUGCAGAGACGAGCGGAGCAGGAGAAACACCUGGUGGAGAAGGAGGAGCUGGAGACCCAGCUGCAGGAGUGGAGCUUUGCCAACAGGAAGCUGCUGGAGCAGCUCACAGAGGAGGAGAAGGAGAAGGAGAAGCUGCUGAGGGAGCUGGAGGAGGCCAAGAAGACAGCAGAGAAGAGGAAGGCCAUGCUGGAUGACAUGGCCAUGCAGCUGAACCAGGAGAAGAGCGACCACAAGGAGGCGCUGUCUGACCUCAAGCUGCAGCACGAGAAGGAGGUCCUAGGGGUGAGGGCUCGCUACGAGAAGGAGCUGCGAGGCCUCCAUGAGGAAAAGAACCGCUCUGAGGAGGAGAUCAGACAGCAGCUCAGAGAGGAGAAGGCCCGCUCCAGGGCUCUGGAGGGCCUCCAGCUGCGUGUGGAGGAGCUUCAGCUUCAAGUUCAGUCGAUGGAGGGAACCAAAGGCUGGUUUGAGAGGAGGCUGAAGGAGGCCGAGGAAAAAAUAGAGAAAAACUCUCUGGAACAUCAGGAGGAGAACGAGAGGCUUCAGAGAGAACACACACUACACCUGGAGGAGAAGCAGGCGGAGACGGAGGCCGUGAAGCAGCAGCUGCUGGAGGUGGAGAAGCAGAAGGAGGGACUCAACGACACGAUGGAGAAACUCAGACAGGAGAUCAAAGACACGGUGGAUGGCCAGAGGAUCCUCGAGAAGAAGGGAAGUGCAGCGCUGAAGGACUUGAAGCGGCAGCUGCAGCUUGAGAAGAAGAGAGCCGACAAACUGCAGGAGAGACUCCAGGAGAUCCUGAGACACAACAGCACCACUACAGGUCUGGAGGAGCUGGGUCUGUCAGAGAUCAACAGUCCUAGUCGGACCCAGCAGACCGGAGACUCGUCCUCCGUCUCCUCCUUCUCCUACAGAGACAUGAUGAAGGAGACGCAGCCGACCAAUCAGAACAAGUCCGGAGGAGGCAGCCCUCAGUCUCAGCGGCCGGCGGAACUGUCCGACGACGAGGUCGGGGAGUUGUUCCAUCGGCUCGCCGAGGGCCAGCAGGAGAAGUGGAUGCUGGAGGAGAAGGUGAAACAUCUGGAGGUGAGCUGCUCAUCAAUGGCUGAGGACAUCUGUAAGAAGAGCUCCAUCAUCGAGACCUACGUGAUGGACAGCCGCAUCGAUGUGUCGGGCGGGGCCGUGGGGGGUCACGGGGGUCACGGGGGCCACGGCGGCUCCCAGGGGGAGCGAGGAGGUCUGGGCUCGGUCCUCCGGGAUCUGGUGAAACCAGGAGACGAGAACCUGAGAGAGAUGAACAAGAAGCUGCAGAACAUGUUGGAGGAGCAGCUGACCAAGAACCUGCACCUGCACCAGAACAUGGAGGUUUUGUCCCAGGAAUUAGUCCGUCUCGGCAAAGAGAGCCGUGCUGGGUCGGGAUGAGGCUAUCGCCUGGAUUCAUCUAUUCCUUCCCUUCUCACCUCAGCCUGAAUUAAUGGGCUCUGACUAACACCUGGAAUCCCCCCACCCCCCCAAUCCUAUGAGUGUGUGUCCUCAGACCCCUUGUGGACUAAGACUAACAUCUGGAACCCAUCUGCUGGGUUAUGACUAAAUGCUGGAACCGGUUGAUUCUCAUAGGAGAGGAGGAACGGUAAGCUUUAAAGGCGUAGGAGAAGAAACUAAAGAACUAUGGGAAUGGAAACGUUGGGCAUGGCUCAUUAAUUUUGCUAUUGAAUGUACUGUAAUUAGACUGAACUACUCAGUUCCUCUGCGUCCUGGCUAUGACCUGGAAAAUAUUUCAUUGUAACAGACUUCUAAUUUCUAUUGUAACUUGCUGUAAAUCUUUCUGUUGGGCCAUGGCUACAUCCUGGAGCACACAUGCCAGAAGGAAUGGUUUUAUUGUGCAGUAACUCUGUUGUGGUCUGGCUAUUUCCUGGAGUCUGUCUCCCGCAAAAUAACUACAAACCCCUGGGGUCUGUCUACGACCUGGAGUCCUUGUCAAAUAACACGUGGCUGAAAGUUCUUUCUUUAAUCCACCGCGUUGUGACCUGAAGGUCAAAGGUCAGACUAUCAAGUCAGGAAGACAUUUCUCCAUUAACCUAUUUUUUUAUUCAUGUGCUCCGGAAAUUGUAAAAAAAAACAAAAGUUUAAACUUGACUGUGUUAUUUGUUCCAGUUGUUGUUUUGGAUAAAAGCUCAAUGGGAACCGUCAUCCCAACCGGUCGUGGUUAGUUCCUGGAAUAGACGCCCGUUGCUUUGCAUAUUAUCAAAAUUUUUGGGGUCCCUUCUUUUGAAACACCAGCUCUGUGUCAAAUGGCUCAGACUAUUUGCUGGAAACCAGUCCUCAUCUCUAUUGUAUUCAGGGUUCAUUAUUUUAUGUUUGUCUUUUUAAUUAGAAUACAAAGUCAGAAUUAUCUCAAAUUAUUUACUGCUUUCAGAUUCAGUUUUCUCUUUCAUUGCAGUAAAAGUCGGACUCCUACGACGACAGGUGUACCAUUGCAUAUUUUAUAUAUAUAUAUAUAUAUAUAUAUUUAUUGAGUCGGGGGUGAAAAAGUACUUUGAUGCAAAAUGAAAUUUUCUUUGUUUUUGGAUAAUUCUGCUCUUGACCUCCAGGGACGUGUCUAUGUCUUGGAUCAAACUGUAAUGUGUCUUGCACUAUCGGAUUAUUGUUUUGUGUGUGAUUUAUUAACAUCCCUACCGGGGACACCAAAUGGUGCAGAAAAAAAUGAAACUGUCAGCUUUGUAUGCUACUGAUUGGCUGUGUCUACUUCCUGCUUGAAACUACACAUUGUGUUAUUUUGACUACGUCUUAAAUCUUUGAUUUGUAAAAAUGUGUUGACAGGAAGUGUUUGUCGUCCACUUCCUGUUUCCAUUCUCCCUUCGUCUCUUCUAUUGGAUUCUGUCCUGCUAUUGGCCCCCGACUACGUCCUGGACCUCCGGCUACGUCAUGUUAGUAACGUUUGAAUCUGUAUAUAAAUAUAUUCACGCUGCGAUAUGACUUCUAACUGAAGGAAGAAUCAACUAAUCUAUUUAUGAAGACGAUGACGCAAAUUAUUGUAACAUCGAGAAGAUGAAAUAUGAUAAAAUAUUGUCUGUA